AUGUUUGAAAGUUUGAAGAAAGGUGUAGCAUUGUUUCGAAGCAUAUACAAAGGAGGGAUCGAAGCCGAGUAUGAUGAUAAUAAUCAACUUGAUGACAAUCAUCUACUUGAUGAUAAUCCUUUACUUGAUGGUAAUGCUAUACUUGACGAUGAAGAUCUAGAAGAUGAUGCAUUUGUUGAACCAGAAUAUCAAAGAUCACAUACACCUGUACCAGAAAAAGAAGUAGAGUAUUCACAACAACAACAACAACCACCACUAAAACCACGUACCAACUACAAAGAAGAUGAUUUACAAGAGGAAUUUGAAUGGUUCAAAGAGACUUUCGAUGCCCACAUGGAGUUAUUCAAGAAGUUUGAAGCAAAAGAAUCUAUUGAAGCCAUUGAAUCACCUGAAGAGUUGGAAAUCCACCAGAAGUUCAAUAGAUUUCUUCAAACAAGAUUGAUUUAUGUCCACAAGUUGAAUAACAAGAAGAAAAAACAACCAGAAAGUGUCGGUCGUAUCCCAUUAUUCAAUAACCUAACGGACUUGGACAAACGUGCAUCCAAGUCUUACUAUUUUGUUCAAGACACAACCAUUUUUGAAUGUAAAUGCGCUAACAAGGGGAAUUGUACUGCUUGCAAAUGCAAGUUAUAUAAUAAUGGUUGUACUUCUCAAUGUAAAUGCCCAUGUCGGGAUCUAUUCAAAGAGAAAUGGACUAUUUUAAAUAAUACAAACUCAGAAGAAUUGUCGAAUCGAAUAACCUAUGAAAUGGAUAGCAGCAAUGCAUCAGCACGUAGCAAAAACAUCGAUCAACCAUUAACUCCUAGUCAAUCAAAGGAAUCACAGCCGCCUCCAUCAUCAUCAUCAACAACAACAACUACAUAUUCAACUUCUAGAAGAAGAUACAAUGAAGAAGAAGAUGAUGAUAAUGAUGAAGAAAAAGAGGCUGAUACACCAAGGAGAAAAAAGAAACAAAAGAAAAAUCAAAGAAAGAGCCAGCCAGUUACAAUAAUUGAUGAAGAUAACGAACAAUUCCAACAUCCUAUUCUUUCUAAUACAUCUUCAUCAACAACUCCCACCACCGCCACCACUUCCUCUUCAAGCUUUGGAUCCAGUCUGCUUCGUUUGUUCACACCCUCCCACUCGCAAACAUCGACCACAUCAUCAUCAUCAUCAUCAUCAUCAUCAUCAUCAUCAUCAUCAUCAUCAUCGACAACAUCUACCACAUCUACCUCAAAUCAAACCAAUGCAGUAGAAACUGAGUACAAUCAAAUUGUUGGAAGAAUGGUUGAUUUUGAGACUUGGAAGCGUGGGUUUCUAUCAACAAUGCCACAAGGAUUAUCUCCACAAGAUAGGCUUAGCUUUAUUCAAGAACAGUUAGAACAAGAGGAAAUACAGUUGGUUGACAACACCAAGUUGUUUACCUAUAAACAAUUGGAGAAUUUCUUUUAUAUUGCCUUUUUUAUGGGUCUUGUCAAACUCCCACGGGCGGAAGACCAUUGGAAUAGAAAGAGCCCUUUCCAUCCUCCAUCUGUUAUCCGCCCAUUAAUGUCAAGAAAAAGAUUUAAGUCCAUCCUCAAAUUCCUUCACUAUGACGAAGAUUCCGUCAUUCAAAUGAUUGAAAAAAAUUCAAACAACCACUAUAUCCCAUCAUUACGUUUAUCAAUCGAUGAAUAUAUGGCCCCUUAUAAAGGCUUGGUAAGGUUCAAGCAGUAUGAACCAGAUAAACCACACAAAUUUGGAUUAAAGUAUUUCGUUUUAUCUGACUCAAAUGGUUUUAUAUUGACCCAAUGGCUUUACAGAGGUAGUGAUGAAUCUACAACAAAAUCUGUAACAAUAGAUCCAUCUGUGGUUAGUUCUUUUCCACCAAAUAGUCCUCUUAAAAUCCCAAUCGAAUUUGCAGAGUGGGUCAGACAAAAAGUAGCUACAGAUGAUAGACCAUUGAGUCACUAUUUGUUUGCAAUGGAUAACUAUUACACAUCAUUACAAGUUGCCACUGUAUUAUCAAACUUUAGUCAAAACAUCAAUUCCAACAACGACGAUAACAAUCCCAACAAUAAGAUUCAUUAUGUAAUGACUGUAAGGUCCAUUAGACCAACGUACCUUUUCAAAGAUGGUUUAGGACGCAUGGUACAAAAGGACAACAAGAAAAAGUUGGCUGCUAUAGCAUUUCCAAAAGAAGACUCUGGUAUUCCCCAGGACAUUUGUGCCACCGCCAUCAAUGACAGCAAAGUAACAUAUUUUUUAUCAAAUGCCUGUAAUCCAUAUACAUUAAAAGAAGGAAAACUCACAAAGCUCGAUGUGCAGACUCAAUACAAUGCAACUACCCACGGAGUCGAUCUGUCAGGACAACUAUCAUCAAAUUGUCGGUCAUAUCCCCAUCGAAAAAGCAAAUACACACAUGUUAACAUAUUUGCGCAGUUGGAUCGUGCAAUGGUGAAUGCAUAUUGCAUCUUCAAAUCCCUUGAAGGCAAUAGCACAUACCGAUUUUGUGAUUUCACUCAAAACGUGGUAAGAGAUAAGCUUGGCUUGCAGGAGCCUAUUCAAAAACAAUUGGAACACUUGAAUCCAAUUACAUCAAAAGUAUUCCAGGAUCAAAGAGAUAGGAUUAAACAACUGGAACAAGAAUUGGCUACACAAUCCACAUACGUAACCAGUGGAAAUGGAGGCCAAUAUGCUCCCACUUCUGCUGCUGCUCCUCAAACUGUAGUCCACGCAUUGGUUCAAGGUGAUCUAAAUCCUUGUCAGUAUUGCAAAGUCCUUGAUGUAAAGCGUAGAACAAGAACCACCAAGACUUGUUGCCAAUGUAAAGUUAACUUUCACGAUGAAUGCUAUCUUAUAGCACAUCUCCCAGAAAACAAACUGCUUCUAUCGGCAAUAGUACAUCAACAUCAACAACAACGACAAGGAUAA
Molecule: messenger RNA, 2892 nt
Organism: Cavenderia fasciculata
Lineage: Eukaryota; Evosea; Eumycetozoa; Acytosteliales; Cavenderiaceae
Exons: 4
Coding region: 1-2892 (963 amino acids)
Source: RefSeq, a predicted model, not a curated record